AUGGCACUAAACCACACUGCCCUGCCCCAGGAUGAGCACCUGCCACACUACCUCCGAGAAGGGGACCCCUUUGCUUCCAAACUUUCCUGGGAAGCGGAUCUAGUGGCUGGCUUUUACUUAACAAUAAUUGGGAUUCUGUCCACAUUUGGAAAUGGAUAUGUCCUUUAUAUGUCUUCUAGACGAAAGAAGAAGCUGAGACCUGCGGAAAUAAUGACUAUCAAUUUAGCAAUCUGUGAUCUGGGCAUUUCAGUUGUAGGCAAACCGUUCACGAUCAUCUCUUGCUUCUGUCACCGCUGGGUGUUUGGCUGGAUUGGCUGCCGUUGGUACGGAUGGGCUGGAUUUUUCUUUGGCUGUGGAAGUCUCAUCACCAUGACUGCUGUCAGCCUGGAUCGGUAUCUGAAAAUCUGCUAUUUAUCGUAUGGGGUUUGGCUGAAAAGAAAGCACGCCUACAUCUGCCUGGCAGUCAUCUGGGCCUAUGCUUCCUUCUGGACCACCAUGCCCUUGGUAGGUCUGGGGGACUACGCACCUGAGCCCUUCGGAACCUCGUGCACACUGGACUGGUGGCUGGCCCAGGCCUCCGUGGGUGGCCAGAUUUUCAUCCUGAACAUCCUCUUCUUCUGCCUCUUACUCCCAACGGCUGUGAUCGUGUUCUCCUAUGUGAAGAUCAUUGCUAAGGUUAAGUCCUCCUCUAAAGAAGUAGCUCAUUUCGACAGCCGGAUACAUAGCAGCCAUGUGCUGGAAAUGAAACUGACCAAGGUAGCAAUGCUGAUUUGCGCUGGCUUCCUGAUUGCCUGGAUUCCUUAUGCGGUGGUCUCUGUGUGGUCAGCUUUUGGAAGGCCAGACUCCAUCCCUAUACAACUCUCUGUGGUGCCAACCCUCCUUGCAAAAUCAGCAGCAAUGUACAACCCCAUCAUUUACCAGGUCAUUGAUUACAAAUUUGCCUGUUGCCAAACUGGUGGUUUGAAAGCAACUAAGAAGAAAUCUUUGGAAGACUUCAGGCUGCACACUGUAACCACAGUCAGGAAGUCUUCUGCUGUGUUGGAAAUCCAUCAAGAGGUAUGA
Messenger RNA from Lontra canadensis (Northern American river otter), 1062 nucleotides. RefSeq names its product opsin 5 (gene OPN5). Lineage: Eukaryota; Metazoa; Chordata; Mammalia; Carnivora; Mustelidae. Gene Ontology annotation, molecular function: G protein-coupled receptor activity. The transcript is spliced from 6 exons. Bases 1 to 1062 code for a protein of 353 amino acids. Gene Ontology annotation, biological process: visual perception; G protein-coupled receptor signaling pathway. Gene Ontology annotation, cellular component: membrane. The record is from RefSeq and is a predicted model, not a curated record.